AAAAAAAAAGUUUUGCUGUUGAGCAAGUUUUCACCAACAGCGGUCAUCACACGACGGAGACAGUAGAAACCUUCAGCACCGUGUAGCUGCCGGUAACAGCGGAGAAGCGUCAUGCUAAAGUGGAGCUAGCUCAAGUUAGUGAGUCUGCGCCGCCAUCUGCGGCUGGAUUGCUGCGGGGGAUCCGGAGUGUGAUGGACGGUUUGUUUCCUCCAUGUUCAGUCGUUUAAUGCAGCAGCCAGCCCAGCAGUCUCCAAGUUUAAAGGACCAGACCUGGAUGUGAUGGACAAUCCGUCCUCAGUGAUCACACAAGUCAGCCGGGAUGAGGAGGGCAGUAAGGCAGAGAGGGGCUCGUCUCCCGCUCUGUCCUCCAAGAAGCCCCGGAGUGGAGGCCUCUUCUCCAGCCUCUUCUGCUGCCUCUGUCGGGACCAAUCGGAGCCUCCGCCGGUCAACAACAACGCUCCCCUCCUGGUGGAGGAGAAUGGAACCAUCUCCAAGAUCCAGGUGAAGCAGUCGAAGCCGCUGCUGCCUCCAGUGAAGUCAAAAGACUCUGGGAAGAUCUGCGUGGUGAUAGAUCUGGAUGAGACGUUAGUUCACAGCUCUUUCAAGCCUGUGAACAAUGCGGAUUUCAUCAUUCCUGUGGAAAUAGACGGAACAGUACACCAGGUGUAUGUCCUGAAGCGGCCUCAUGUCGACGAGUUCCUGAAGAGGAUGGGAGAACUGUUCGAGUGCGUCCUGUUCACCGCCAGCUUAGCCAAGUAUGCAGAUCCAGUCUCCGAUCUGCUGGAUAAGUGGGGAGCUUUUCGCUGCCGCCUUUUCCGAGAGUCCUGCGUCUUCCACCGAGGGAACUACGUCAAGGAUCUGAGCCGCCUGGGUCGGGACCUGAACAAGGUGAUCAUCGUGGACAACUCUCCUGCCUCCUACAUCUUCCACCCCGACAACGCGGUGCCGGUGGCCACGUGGUUCGACGACAUGUCCGACACCGAGCUGCUGGACCUGAUCCCGUUCUUCGAGAGGCUGAGCAAAGUGGACAACGUCUACACGGUCCUGAAGCAGCAGGCGACGGCGAGCUAACGCCGCUCCGCUUUUCGUCUGAGCUCCGAACAAAAACGCCGAACAGAACCAGAAAUGCACACAAAGCAGUGAGGCACCAGCGAUCACUGCCGACCAGAACUCUAGACUGCUUCACCGCUGAGCCUUCACCUCCCCGUCACGUCUGUCUGUUUGGAGGCCGCAACGCUGCCACCUCCUGGUCAAACAGAACACUGGCCUCCUUGUCCUACCAUGACCCAUGAAAGGAUGAAUGUUUAAUGACACCUCUGCUUUGUUGGGCAGAGUUGUGUAGCCGGGAAUCCUCUGGACGGGUACUGGACUUCUCAUGGAUUCAGGAAUCUUUGGAAAUGAACUUGAUGAGUCGUCGAAAGAGCUGAUGGUGAACACGUACUGUAGGUGUGUUUUAAACAUCGUGGAGCAGCAGCAUCAUCUUCUAUUCACACUAUCUGUCAGCGGCGUGUGUCCUGUUAGAGGCUUUAGAGCAGGGAUGUGAUCAGGUGUUUCUGACUAAUCAUCACAGUGUUACACAUGAAUCGGAUAAAAAAAUAAGUCUCUAGUUCCAGCUGGGGUCGUAUUGUUAAGUGAAAUUAGGAUUUGCUGAAAACUGAUUGGACUGCACUUUACAAGGACUUUCUGUAUUCUUAAUUCACUGCAGCGUAUAAACUGAUUUUAGCACAAUUUAUGAACAAACCCCAGCCUAAAAAAAUGAGCAUUUGGUUGUAAAUUGGUCUUUUAUUUUGAAAUUUUGGGUAAUUUUUAGUAUCAAAUCAAACAGGUGGAAAAUCGGUUGCAAAAAUCAGUGAAAGUGGGCGUGUACCACAAACAAUGACCCAUAUUAAAGCAGCCUACUUCCACAUUUAUUGUUUGGACCAGUUGCCGGCAGCAACCAGAGGACCAGGAUCGACUACUAAAACCACCUGGAUGUCAGUAGUCAUGAACAAUGCAUCAAAACUGCCUUUAUCCGUGUCUCAUCUGUUUAAGAGCGUCGUUUGAUGCAAAAAAAAAAAAUCAUAUUUAGGCUCGUCGGUUUGGUUCUAAUAAGCUUCGAUGUAUUUUUCUGUUUUUUUUCUGAAGCGGUACACAUCGGCAGGAAACGGUUUCAGGACUUUGAAAGCAAAACGUGACUCAUCUAGUCCAGAUUUAAAGGAGGAAUCCACCCUGAAACACUUCAACACUAUACAUAAGCAGAUGUCGGAUUUAUCUUCGACCUCUGGGUCCUUUUUUUCUCGUUCUCUCUUCAAUGACAGUAGUUAUUAAUUCCAGUGCAGCUUCGGUAGAGUUUGAUUGAGCUAAACAAAAUCGAUAAAUGUCAAGUUCUUGGUGCGUUUUCAAAUAUGAAAUAUUGUGAUGAAUUCCUUCCUUCAGGUAAAACCCAGCAGUUUGAUGACUGUCCAGUCAAAUGCAUUCUGGGAGAUGUAGGAAACACCUGCAGCAGUGUGAGAUGAUUUAAGGGUGGACUUUUCCUUUUGCAAUCUCGCUGACAUUUUCUCUCCUGCUUGUUCUUACUUCUGUAACGUUUGUUGGUUCAGUCAGGUUUCAGGAGCAACAUUUGCGUCGACAAUACCAAGCGUUGACACCGAUGAAUGAAAACCGUUUGACGAAGAGCCUCAGUAGCGGCUCGUGAUGCGACUUGACCUUAGAUGGGGCAUUUAACAAAUCCAUGUCAAUCAAAUUAGCCUGUUUCUAUUUGAAAUAAUUACUUUUUUUUAUUUCUUAUUUUGUCCAGGAGUGGUAAUCUUCUGUAAUAUUCACAGAAUGUUUUCCAAGGUGAAAACGUUGUGAGGUUUUUUUUUUGUUUUUUUUUGCUGUUUUGGUGUGGUUGGUUACCUCAUAUGUUCGUAGGUAGAAUACGGAUCACAAACACCAGCAAAUGACUAAACAGAUAAUGUCUUACUGUUGUAGGCACAUAACAGGGUAAUUUAAUGGAAGCCAUGAUCACGUGUUUUCAAUUAGAUUUGAUGCUGUUGGUGUUUGGAAUUGGUCGGCCAACAACAUUCAGUCAUUCAUUUAAACCGAGUAUUGUGUCACUGUGGGGCCCAUUCGCUGAUACUGUACUUCUUACACAUUCAGUAGAUAUGUAUAUGUUGUUUUGCACAGUAAUAAAGCAAACAAAUUUCAUUAAUAUAUGAAAUAUUCAUGUUACUGUACUCAUGAUUCAAUAGAUGUAACCUAAUUUUUGACCUUUGUCGUUUUAUCAUACCAAAUUAUGUAUGGACUGUAUGUAAUAAUGCCAUUUUUUUUCCAUAAAUGCUAAAUUGAAAGAUG
Molecule: messenger RNA, 3315 nt
Organism: Acanthochromis polyacanthus (spiny chromis)
Lineage: Eukaryota; Metazoa; Chordata; Actinopteri; Pomacentridae
Product: carboxy-terminal domain RNA polymerase II polypeptide A small phosphatase 1-like
Exons: 8
Coding region: 280-1071 (263 amino acids)
Molecular function (GO): RNA polymerase II CTD heptapeptide repeat phosphatase activity
Source: RefSeq, a predicted model, not a curated record